Symbiodinium natans is the source of this 4128-nucleotide messenger RNA. The record is from the annotation of a GenBank genome assembly. NCBI's taxonomy places the organism in Eukaryota, Dinophyceae, Suessiales, Symbiodiniaceae.
AUGCCCGUGCUCUUGAAGUGUACGAUGAAACUGGCAAUGGCGUGUUUUUCAAUGUCCAGUGCAAGCUGCCUGCCAGAAGCGAUCCCGCCCAGCCAGCGGAAAGACCUACAAAGCGACGCCGGCGUGUUUCCACUUGGUAUCAUGGUGCUAAGACCUGACCAAUGGGACAGCAGGGCGGUGGGAAUUCUUGCCGAAGAGGUCCUCGGCUUAAACGUGUGGAUGAAUGAAGAGUUCACGGUUGAUCAGGCGUUUGGCCAGCCUGAGCCCUUGUACCUCGUUGCCGGAUGCGAGCAGAAUCUGACGGAAUCCGCAAGCUGGCGCUGCGGAGGCAAGUCCCCCAGAACGCACGCCGCAGUGGGCGCAUACUUGCAGCUGGAAAGCCAGGAGGCUGUACUGGCGGAGGUGCAAAGGCUGAGGGUUGGUGGAAUCUUGGACGUAUGGAACAAGGAGGGAUAUGAGACCUAUGAAGGCCUGACAGUCUCCCAACGAUUGGCAGAUUUGGUUCUUGAGGUGGAAGGCUUGUCGUUGGAUUACUAUCGCUCUUUUCAUGUCCGCCACAGAGCGACGUACUUGCCGUAUUUUCACAAGAUUCACGAUAUCAAUGAGUCAGAUUUGGUGCCGUGUGCUGGGUGGAGCACCUUCUUUCCACAACGACUCGAAGCGUAUCUGCAGAUUACAGGAGAUACAGAUGGCGUUACAGUUGAGGCCAGUGGGACCCACAUCCAGCCACGAUGCCACGAAAGCAGAUGGUGGCUGGCCCCCACAUGCCGUGAGAAUUCCAGCGAAUGCGUUCCGUGUCUCUUGUACGACUACUUCAGCUUUCCAUGGUACCUUGAAGAAGUGAUGCAGAAGGCAACAAUAUGGGAAAUGCCUUUGGCCAUUGGGGCAGCAUUGGCCGACUUCCUGAACAAAGACACUCCCUUCUUCCGUCUGCCCCUGACGCAUGACGUGGUCUUCAUCAACUUACACCCAGACCUAAACAACUACUUUCCAAUACCUUCGAGGCACAUCUCGUUUCCAAGCCACAGUAGCAGAGAAUGGGCGGCAGGAGAAGCAUCCAGCAUGCACGAACCCGUCAAACUCUCAACGCUUGGGCACAAAGAUCUCGCACAAUGGGCACCUGAUUUCCAAAAGUUCCUCCAACAGGUGGACUUUGCGCAAGAGGACUUUGUGUCCAUUAACAUCCGGAUGCGCAGCCGCGUGGAGCAGGGCCAGGCUACGUGGCACUCGUUGGCUUGCGAGUGGAUCCAGAACAACACAAACGUGUGGACUUCGUGGGUUCCUGACAUCACGAGCUGCUUUCCUGGCCAGGGCUUGUUUGGCAACGGGACCUUUGUUUCUUCUCGAAGUAAUGCCACCACAUGUCGAUCCUGUCAACCGGGAAGUUAUUCAGCGCCGUUUUUUGAUAUCUCAGACACUGCCCAAUGUCAACCUUGCUCACCCGGCUCGUGGCAGAGCUCCUUUGGGGCUGUGACGUGCAGCCCAUGUUCCCCAGGUAAGUUUGCCAACCAGUUUGGGUCCACCUUGUGUGACGACUGUGCGCAGGGCCGAUACCAACCCUUGGAAGCCGCUACAUUCUGCGAGGUUUGUGGAGAUAGGAAGACAACAAGCAUCCGCGGUGCCAUCGAGCAGAACGAAUGCAGCUGCGAGCCUGGCUCCUUUCGGAACUCUUCUGGCUGUGAGCCGUGUUCCGUGGGGCUUUGGUGCCAGGGAGGCGACCUACCACCUCGCCAAGAGGAUGGCUUCUGGGUGGAAGUCGGCUCUUCUGGACCUUUAUCAGUUUUCCGAUGCCAGGAUGCCAGGCACUGUCCAGAAGGUGGUCUGGGAACAUGCGCGAGCGAGCGUGUCGGUCGAGCUUGUGCUGUGUGCCGCCUUGGGUACUGGGCAGGUCCUGAUGAAGGCUGCCGACCGUGUGAGACUGUGCCGACGCUGUAUUUGCUCAUUGUGGCAGCGAUAGUCGCUUCUGUCAGCUUGGCGCCCUUCCUGGCAUGUGCUUCGUUCAGCAGCUUCAGUGCCAGGAGGAAUCUUCUGAGUGUUGCGAUAGUUGCGACUAUGGCCGGUCAGACGGCCGUUGCGAUGCAAGCACUGCAAGCAAUCGGCGAGCUGGACAUUGAAUGGACACCCCCUGUCAAGGUGUUUAUUCAAUUCCUUUCCAUGGUUUUCGACGGCUUCCAAACCGGUGUGACGUGCUUCGUUGAGGGGGCAUCAUUCACAACAUCGUCCUUUGUCUUGCAGCUCUUGGCAUUUCCUGCCUUUGUCGUGGUGUCCAGCUUGCCCGCAGCGGCUUUCAGAGUCGUGAGAGGCGUCAACGUAUUUCGGAGUCUCUUGAACACCUACGGUGUGAUCCUUGUGGCACUUUUGACAGCGAUCUCGAUUGCUGUCGUCAUGCCAUUGAAGUGCAGGAUGAACCCGAAUCUCAUCUACACUCUGGAAGCCCACCCACAGGUGAUUUGCUGGCACACACAUGAGCACGGGACCUUAGUGCUACUGUCGGUCAUCGGAAUCCUGGCAUAUCCGGCGACGACUCUCUGCACAUUGCUGUGGGUUACGUACAAGUAUCCUCGCUGGCUUCGCUCUGACAGAGGAGUUGAAACCUUGCAAAGUGUUCACUUCUUGUUUGGACGCUUCCGGCCAGAGAGAUAUCAAUUCUGCCUGCUCUUUACGGUCCUGAACUUCCUCAUCGCCAUUGUACCGGUCUGCUUGCCAGUAGCGCCACAGAUUGCCGCCAUGUGCGUGCUUCUGUGGGUCAAGCAAGUGCUGCAUUGUUUGUGGUGGCCUUGGAGAUUCGACGCAGUCAACUGGAGUGAGCUGCUGCUGUCUGGCUGCAUUUUGCUUUUCUUCAGCUUGGCCACGCCCUUGCUGGAGUUGAAGGAGGACAAGGGCGCUGCUACCCAGCUCUCGAUUUCUAUGACAAUCGCGUUUUUUGGCGUGCCAGUGUGCUUUGUCGGCGCCGCCGUGUGCGCGGUCUUGUCCAAGCGGAGUCGAUCAAACAGGUACACGCUGUUCCUGUCUCAUCACAAGGGGUCCGCGAGUUAUCUUUGUCGGUAUAUCAAGGUGGUGACUGAAAAGUUGGCGCCGGACUUUCGUGUCUUUUACGACGCAGAUAACCUUCGUGAUUUGGAUUCGCUGUUUGGCAUUGUGAAGAACGACACGGACUCCUUUUUGGCAGUGCUAAGUAGCAACGUCUUCAGCAGUUUCUGGUGCACUGCUGAAAUGGCAGUAGCAAUGGCAAACAAUGUUCCAAUGCUCGUGCUAUCUUGCGACGACCUUCCGUGUGUUGACGAUGACUUCAUGGAUCUGACUGCAAGCCGCUGGCCCGAAGAGCAGCUUCUUCAGUUGCACAGCAAUGGGUUGUCGUUGGAGGACAUCAAGGAGGCCGUGGCUCAUGUGCUGAAGCUUCCACACGUACCGCUCCUUCGCACCUUCAGCGCCUUGAAGCAGGAGGCCGCCAUCAUCAAGAUCCUGCAGAAUGUCAGCGGAUGUCCAGUGCUCAGGGAAGCCUCUCAGGGCUCUGUGGCAAGGGCUCGACUGCUGGUGUGUGGAGGUGCUGGGCCAGAAUCGGUCUCCUCCAUGCUUAUCAUGCAGCAGAUUCUGCAAAUCAAGCUUCAUUGUCCUGUCUACACAGUUCGGCAUGCGGAAGAAGUCAAGCAGGCGAAGAAUGCCACGCAGAUGGUGAUUGUCCUUACUCAAGGGCUCCUUGCCGAAGAGGAGUUUGCCGAGCUGGUCCUUUCGACAGAAAUGGAGAGCUGGAGAAAAGUGGUUGUCAAUGACGGUUCCUUCGAUUUCCCUACGUCCAAUUUCUAUAGUGGCCUACAGAAUCCAGAGCUUUCGACUAUUUACAAGAAGCUCUGUAGCUCUUUGGCGCUCCCGUACACGCCGCAGCUCUCUGAAACACUCCUUCAGCAGCAGAUGGAGCAUAUUUGCCGAAGGCUUGCGGAACAUGAGCAGCCUGGAGAAGACAGCUCAACUAUGCCAUCAUGGUCGUGGACUUUGACAAGUCGGACGUUGACAAGUCCGUCAUCACCCUCUGACGACAACGUCGCCGCCGCCGAAGUCGCCGCCAACGACGUCGACGCUAAGGACGGCGGUGACGCAGCCAACGCUGGUCUUGAGGAGGUGAUUUUCUGA